AUGAUGAAUUUGUUGGGUCGGUUUGGCCCCGUAUGUGAGCAGUUAUUCCCCAAGAAACCAGGACAAUAUAUUGUAUUAGCAACACAAUCACAGACUCUUCGGUGCCGUGCUGCCGCCACAAUCUCCGGCACAUCCACUGUGCCAGUCGCCCCAUCACCAAAUGUAAACGCGCUAACACCCGCACAGUUGGCCAGAUUACAUGUUCGCCAGUUCCACACGGUGGGGAUCAGUGGCAGGAAGGUGAGGCCGAGGUUUCUGCUUGAGCCUGAUGGCAGCCUCAAAGCCAGCAGCUACCGUGAGAUCGGCACCCUGAUUCGGAUUGUUGGAGGACUGGGCAGGUUUCUGAAAGUCCGCUACUUAGUUCUGUUUGGGGGUGCAGGUGGAGGCUAUGCCGCCAGUCAGCAAGUGGAGAAGAUCAAGAGCUACAUCCCGGAUAUGGAGUGGAUGAAGCAGUAUAUCCCUGACUCCGACACCAUCAAUGAGUGGAUACCUGAUUGGAGGAGCUGGCAUGUCAGGGAACAGGCUGCCGUGUCUUUCAGAACCUUGCUACAACAAGUCUCAGAGGUCAUGCCUGAGAGGGGAUGGUUGAAAGACAAGCUUCAGGACCUGCCAGACUUUCGCACCAAAAUAACGGAACUAAGAGAGAAGCUCAAGGCUUCCUUGCCAUCAGAGUUCUCCACAACUAUCAUUGAAGAGUCUGAUGCUGCGGCUUUCAAUGUCACCUCUGCCAAGCUUGGCUCUUCCGCGUCUUCUGAUGAUGGUCAUAAAGAGUCAGAACAUGAAGAUGCUAGCUACCUCUAUCGCACUGACCUAGAUUCCCACCAGCAGGGCUAUUACGAUGUGAUCAUUGACCCAGAGCCACAGGCAACAAGGCAGAAGAUCCAAGAAGAGAUCAUGGACAUCCAGUUGAGGUACCAGAAGGAGAUAGAGCGAUUAGAGAAGGAUAACAGAGAGCUGCGUAAACAAUUGUUGUUGAAAGAACAAAAGACGGGGGGAAAGCCACGAGCAAUGAAG
Messenger RNA from Candidula unifasciata, 1014 nucleotides. The record is from the annotation of a GenBank genome assembly. NCBI's taxonomy places the organism in Eukaryota, Metazoa, Mollusca, Gastropoda, Stylommatophora, Geomitridae.